GCAGGUGGCCCUGGGCCGCCGCGCCCACUCCUUGGCUCUGCCCCCUGGAGCUAAGCGAGCCUCUGCUCCCUCUUGGUGCGAGGGCGGUGAUGUUUUUCCUCCCACCCACUUUUGAGUCCCCCCUCCCACCUCGCACGCACUCAAGUUCUCGCCACAACCUGUGAGCCCCAGACCUCGGAGGAGCGCCCCAGGGAGCUCAGAGCGUGUGCAAGCGUGGCAGAAGGAGGAGGCCAGUGCCCAGCUUAAUUCCACCACUUUUUGGAGUUUCUCAAUUGAAUUUUGCAGUAGCUCAAAUGAGAAGAAAGUAGAAGAUGGGAGGCAUGAAAUAUAUCAUUUCCCUGUUUUUCUUCUUUAUUUUCCUAGAAGGAAGCAAAACAGAGCAAGUAAAAUCUCCAGGAUUUGGAAAAGGCAGUAAAGUAAUCGAAUCCAGGGGAGACUCUGGGAAGGGAGCUCAGGAGAACUCAGUGGCAGUCCUUUACAAGACUGAACUGGAGAGAAGACCUUGCGAAUCUUCCAAAGAAGAUUCUUUACCACUGGUGAACAAUAAGGUAGCCAGCAAGUCUUGUGAAUACAAUGGAACCACUUACCAACAUGGAGAACUGUUCAUGGCUGAAGGGCUCUUUCAAAACCGGCAACCCAAUCAGUGCACCCAGUGUAGCUGCUCGGAGGGCAAUGUGUACUGUGGUCUCAAGACUUGCCCCAAACUGACCUGUGCAUUCCCAGUCUCUGUUCCAGAUUCUUGCUGCCGAGUGUGCAGAGGGGAUGGAGAAUUGUCGUGGGAACAUUCUGAUGGUGAUAUCUUCCGGCAACCUGCCAACAGAGAAGCAAGACAUUCUUACCUCCGAUCUCCCUAUGAUCCUCCACCAAGCAGACAAGCUGGAGGUCCUCCCCGCUUUCCUGGGGGCAGAAGUCACCGCGGAACUCUUAUGGAUUCCCAGCAAGCAUCAGGGACCAUUGUGCAGAUUGUCAUCAAUAACAAGCACAAUCAUGGACAAGUGUGUGUUUCCAAUGGAAAGACCUAUUCUCAUGGAGAGUCCUGGCACCCAAAUCUACGAGCAUUUGGCAUUGUGGAAUGUGUACUAUGCACUUGUAAUGUCACCAAGCAAGAGUGUAAGAAAAUCCACUGCCCCAAUCGAUACCCCUGCAAGUAUCCUCAAAAAAUAGAUGGAAAGUGCUGCAAGGUGUGUCCUGAAGAACCUCCAAGUCAAAACUUUACUUGUGGAGGUUACUUUUGUGGAGAAGAAACCAUGCUUAUAUAUGAAUCUGUGCUCAUGGAGGAUGAAGAGACAAUCAGAACAAUAGCACUGGAGACAGAAAUACCACCUGAAGUAGAGGUCCACAUUUGAACUAUUCGAAAGGGUAUUCUCCAGCACUUCCAUAUUGAGAAAAUCUCCAAGAGGAUAUUUGGGGAGCUCCAUCAUUUCAAGCUGGUGACUCGGACCACCUUGAACCGGUAGAAGAUCUUCACUGUAGAAGAAGUGCAGCUCAGUCACAUGUGUUUAAGUCGGAUGUACAGAACAGAACUGGAAGAUUUGGUUCGUUUGUACCUGGAGAGACCUGAAAAGGGCCACUGUAGACAAAACAGCCAGGACUGGAUAAUAUCAAUCAAAGAAACUCAAGUUGCAGCUGGACUGCCAGCUUGCUUUGCUUAA
Molecule: messenger RNA, 1652 nt
Organism: Psammomys obesus (fat sand rat)
Lineage: Eukaryota; Metazoa; Chordata; Mammalia; Rodentia; Muridae
Gene: Chrdl1
Product: chordin like 1
Molecular function (GO): protein binding
Source: RefSeq, a predicted model, not a curated record